AAAUGUAAUGACAAGUAUUAUUGUUUGCAAUACGAUUUAAAAUUGAUCGGUGUUAUGUAGCCCUGCGCAUAUUGUACGCUAUCUUAUCAGCUAACAAUGCGUCCAGGUCUCUUAUGUGCUAGACGCUGAUUUCGCUAGUAUUACUUCAUUCUGCGCGCCCGUCGGAUGCAUUUUAUAAAUUAAGCUCCAAGUGAAACAUGUUGUAAAAAACUUAUGUAUGCUGUCAAUUAGCAUUUUGUGAAUAUUUCAAUCGAGUGCACAUACUUAUUUAUACAUAAAUAUAUAGUUUAAUUAUUAACACAACGUUUCACUACAUUGGCAUUUUAAAUAAGCAAUAUACCAAAAAUGAGAAUCCGCAGUUGGAAGAGCGUGUUCUAUUUCAUACCCACAUAUAUCUGUAUUUUUACGAUACUAACAAAAGCGGAAGAUGUUACGGUCGUAAUGAAGAACGAAAGUACAAGCAUGACAGUGGAUGCUUUAACCGAGGUAAAUUAUAGCACCGUGUCAACAACUCCAAUAUCUGAAUUAAGCACACAAACACCUCCAAUGAAUACGACAGAAAUAUCGACGCUUUCCAAUGCUAAUAACACAAGCACGCGUCCCCCAGAGAUCAGCUCUUUAAAGCCCAUACAAAAGCAGACCGAACCAACAGAUUGUUCACAGCGUGAAGAGUCAAGAAAUCAACCGAAAUUCACAACAAACUCACGAUUGCGAAAGUGCUGUCCACUUGGUGAGAAUCUGGAUUACUAUCGUGAGAAUCAAAGUGAUUCCAUGUGUGAUAAUGCGGCUCUCAAGUUUGAACCAACUAUCAUUAGUGCUAUGCUUUAUGAUAACUGCAUUGAGGACUUGGAAAUAACACCAGAAUUGCCCAUCGAAAUUGGCAAUCCAUGUAAUAAUGUUAACUUUUUCAGCUCGUUUCAAUACGAUGAUACGGAAGAUGCAAUAUUUGUAAUGCAAAAUGGAGCUUUAUUAUUGAUCAACAAGAAUGGCACUGACUAUGUGGUUGAGGAGAACUAUUGUCUGGAUCAAGAUAGAUCCGGUAAAAUGAUAGCCUUCGUCUGCAUUUCACAGGUUGAGGAAAUUUCACAGGCAAAGAUUAUAACUAUUGCGGUAUUAAUGCUUAUAAGCAUGCCUUGCCUUCUUCUGGUCAGUUAUUUGCAUCUGACGUUGAAGUUGUUACGCAAUCUUCAUGGAUGGUCAUUGGCAUUGAUGUCACUGUGCUUGGCCUGUGGUUAUUUUGUUUACUCGGUGGUUCACAUAUAUGGAAUACCAUCGGGCGGAUUCAUUGGAUACGUCAUACAGUUCUUUAUACUAAGCUUUUACUUCUGGUACCUCUGCAUAUGCUGUAAUGUUCUUCUGAACAUCUGGUUCAAGCUGCCCUACUACAUACAAUUGAAUAACACUUGGACUAUACUUAAUUUUACUGCUUACCUGUUUAUUGCCAUUACUGGACCCGCGAUAAUGGUUUCAUUAACUGUACAAAAGGGCUUACCCGGCAUGCCUUCAUAUUUCCUGCAAGGACUCACAGAAUCCAUUCGUGAGUCCCAACGCUAUUUUAUACCUCCAGUUUCCACAAUACUUGGACUUAGUUUUCUGGUCAUGGUUAUUGCAUUCUUUGGCUUUCAACGCAUUAAAUCUGAUGGUUAUUUGCGUGCCCACGACGAUGAAAAGGAUGCAACAACGCCCAUACUUGAAUUCGAUGUAGAAAAAUAUGAGAAUGUCAAAAAGGAUGCGAAAUGUGUUGCAUUGCUGGGCAUUAUUAUCAUACUGGCCUGGCUGUUCGAAAUAGUUACAUUCUAUAAGUCUGGUAAUGAAGUUUAUCUGUUACUCUGUGAUAUGAUCAAUGGAUUGCAAGGCCUGUGGAUAAUGCUUAUAUUCCUGGUCGUGCGCAGACGUCGAACUAUAAUAUUACGCUGGUGGUAUGAUCGCGGUUCGCAUACCAUCACUGAGGCGGGCACCGAAUUGCAACCAGUUAACAAAGCAGCGAAUCCAUCAUAAGAAUUUAGUCAAGUCACACAAGUUGUUUAUAUAUGUAUUUUUUUUAUAUAUAUAUAUAAAUUGUUUAUUGCAUUUUACAUAGAAAUGUAUUAUUAUUUUUUUUCUUUCUUUCUCUCACUUGUAUACAUAAAGUGUCAUUGAGUUGAAA
Drosophila innubila is the source of this 2146-nucleotide messenger RNA. RefSeq names its product probable G-protein coupled receptor Mth-like 14. Lineage: Eukaryota; Metazoa; Arthropoda; Insecta; Diptera; Drosophilidae. The transcript is spliced from 7 exons. Gene Ontology annotation, molecular function: G protein-coupled receptor activity. The coding region runs from base 346 to 1998 and encodes 550 amino acids. The record is from RefSeq and is a predicted model, not a curated record.